Lecanosticta acicola is the source of this 1224-nucleotide messenger RNA. Lineage: Eukaryota; Fungi; Ascomycota; Dothideomycetes; Mycosphaerellales; Mycosphaerellaceae. The record is from the annotation of a GenBank genome assembly.
AUGGCUUCUCCAUUCCGCAUUUCACAUCUCCUUCCCCGGCCCACCUCUUUCACGAGUACCUCACGACAGCUACAAAGCAUUCGGUUGAAGAGAUGGGCAGCUUCCCUCCAUGGCAGCAGGGACCGCAAUGGGAAUGCUGGCAAGGCUCGAUAUCUGGGCAAACAGGUCCGAACAACGGCGACCGCGACGACGACGCCAAAUGUGCACGUCGAACCUCUCCCCGCAUACUCUCCUCCGACGCAAGGUCUCCUAUCCCACCUCCCACGCACGUGGGUCCCUUACGCCGAACUCAUACGACUUGACAAGCCCGCAGGUACAUACUAUCUCUUCCUGCCAUGUCUGUUCAGCACUUUGCUCGCCGCGCCGCUGACCUCGCCGAUUGCUUCCCCCUCCACGGUCCUGGGCACCUCCGCUCUCUUCGCUGCCGGCGCCCUUGUCAUGCGAGGAGCAGGCUGUACCAUCAACGAUCUUUGGGACAGAAAUCUCGAUCCUCACGUCGCCAGAACUCGAUUGAGACCGAUAGCAAGAGGAGCAGUGACUGUCACGCAGGCCAUCCCGUACUUGGGAGUACAGCUUUUGAGCGGGCUCGCGAUACUGCUACAAUUCCCAUUGGAAUGCUUGUUUUACGGCGUUCCAAGUCUCAUAUUUGUUGGAAUAUAUCCGCUUGCAAAAAGAGUCACGAACUAUCCCCAAGCCGUUCUUGGCCUAACGUUCUCCUGGGGAGCAAUUAUGGGCUUUCCUGCACUUGGGAUCAACUUGCUGGAGAACACGCCUGCGCUUGUGAGUGUCGCUUGCUUGUACGGUAGCUGUGUGGCCUGGACGAUUGUCUACGACAUGAUCUAUGCAUAUCAGGAUAUCAAAGAUGAUGCGAAGGCGGGCAUCAAGAGUAUCGCUUUGGCGCAGGAGAAGAAUGCUAAGGCCUUCCUGAGUGCUGUCAGUGCAGUCCAAGUUGGACUAUUGGCUGGUGCGGGCGUUGCGAUCGGAGCUGGACCCGUCUACCUCGGCGGUGUUUGUGGAGGUGCGGCUGCCACGUUGGGUUACAUGAUCUGGAAGGUCAAUUUGAAGAGCGUGGCGGACUGCUGGGCAUGGUUCAAAAAAGGAGCCUGGUUUACCGGAGGCGCGAUAAGCCUGGGCCUUGGAGCCGAGUAUGCAAUGUGGUAUGCCGGUCUGUAUGGAGAAGGAAGCACAGAAGAGGAGGGUCCAAUCGCGGCUGAUAUUAGAUGA